This is a messenger RNA of Adineta steineri, 945 nucleotides long. Lineage: Eukaryota; Metazoa; Rotifera; Eurotatoria; Adinetida; Adinetidae. The record is from the annotation of a GenBank genome assembly.
AUGGUUAACAAUAUUGGUUUUACACUCAAUUCAGUUACACUUUGUAUCAAUAUAUUCACAUGUGGAAUUUCAUUGAUUAUUUUAACUGGUAUUUUAUACUAUCUUCGACAUAAUCGUAUGAAAAAGGAUGAUAGAAUAACUAUUAUUUUAUGUGCUAAUAUCUACACGUUGAUUUUCUUGUAUACAAUAAUAUUAAUGUCAUUUAAUAUUCAAGCAAUAUUAGGACAGUUAUAUGCUCAAGACUUCAAUUCACCGUGGUGUUUAUUAAUGGGAUAUUUUGCUGCCAUUUUUCUUAGUAUGGUGUAUUGGAGUUUUGCAAAUCAAGCAUUUUUUCGUCUAUGUCGUAUUGUAUAUUCAAAUAUUAAAUGGCUUCAAUAUUUUUGGUUAUAUAUUGUUAUACCUCCUAUUGAAUUUAUUCUAGUUUGUCUUUUAUUAUGUCCAAUUCUUCUGUGGCAUGAUAUUGUUUAUUUGUCAAGCGAUUACUAUUGUAAUGUAGCAAAUAAAAAUAUCCGUGGUAUUGUUUGGCUUUUAUCAUUAGGUUAUGGAACUCCACUUUUGUUAUUGUUAUUUAUUUACAUGUAUAUUACAAUAUAUAUUUAUCGACAAAUGAAUACUCAAACAUUAAUAGUUAAACAACGUCAACAACGUGAUCUUGUCGUUAUUCGACGUAUUCUCAUAACUGUUGCCUUAUUAAUCGCUCUUCAAAUACCACGUAUAGUUCUUUUAAUAAUGUUAUUUAUAACAAAACAAGAAUAUACCUUUUUUGCUCGUAUUGAAUGGCUUUUUAUUAGUUUUUCUAUGAUUGGAUUAUGCAUAUCAAUGGCUAUUUUUACACCACAAUUAAGAAGUAUUAUUUUGAAAAAAUUUCGACCUAGUCGUUUAGUACCUAUAACUGGUACUCUAGCAGGUACACUUCCCUCAAGGCCUAAUAAUAUUAUUGAAUAA